Messenger RNA from Colletes gigas, 6649 nucleotides. Its product is annotated as prohormone-2-like. The coding region runs from base 128 to 1204 and encodes 358 amino acids. The record is from RefSeq and is a predicted model, not a curated record. The transcript has 9 exons. Lineage: Eukaryota; Metazoa; Arthropoda; Insecta; Hymenoptera; Colletidae.
CAGACGAGCAAGGAACAUCUCUGCACCCCGCGGGAGCAACGCGAGAAGGAAACACGGACAGGAGCGAACGGACCGCUGGAACCGGAGACUAAGAACAAAGUCGAGACACCGCACGCAAUCGAGAAAGAUGACGCGCGACUGGGUGUGGUUACUAACUCUAAGCUCGUUCGUCAUCAUAGGCGAAUCGUUGCCAACGAACUUGGCGGAAGAUGGAAAAAAGACUGACCAAACCAUGAGAUCGAAACCUAAACGGGCACAGGAAAUGUUGAUGUUCGGCAAUCAACAGAAUCGACAAGCGGACAGCAACGCGGGUCCAUCGUACACGUCCACCACGGAGAAGAGGACCGCUUCCUCGUCGGGAUUGGGUGGACUGAAGGUAGCCCUGGCCGAAGAGGAGAAGUCCUCUCGCUCGAAGUCGCUGGACAACGGUCUCUACGAUCGCGAUUCUUUCUCCCCUUACGACAAGAAUUACGACUACGGCAAGGUUCUGGUGAACGAGCUGGGCGACGAAAUGCCUCAGGUCUGGGACGUUCCUCCGUACUCGCGCUAUUACUUGCACGUGGAACGUCGGAAAAGGUCCGAUAAGCCAGCAACCGCUGGAUCCACGACCGCCAAACCGUCGACCACUUCGUUCCAGUCGCCAACGACCACGCAGCAGUCCGUACAGGCGCAGGUCAAGAGAAGCGUUCCGAUUUACCAAGAACCGCGAUUCAAGAGGGAAUUGGACAUCGAUCCGGAGGACGUGUUGACCCUCCUCUCCCUCUGGGAAAACGAACGUCGUAACCGAAACUGGCACAAGUACAUGAACGAAGAAUACGAGAACAUGGAUGACGAUGGCAACAUCCUCGAAGAAGAUGAUUCUCGAAAUAUCAUUCCAUGGGUGGACUCCCCGGUGUACCCUCCCCGCCACUACAGCGUCGAUUCUCUGUCGUCGCCUGACAUUGGAAUCGUGCGUACCCAUCCUCCGAACUACUACGAGCAAUAUGGCAACCAGUACGGUCAACAAUACGAAGGCGCUUCUCAGUACAGCAACCCUCAAUACGGUCUUGUUUAUCCCAAGCAAACUUAUUACAACGCGCCAGAGAAGAGGUUUAUGGUCGCCAGGAAACGCUCACAGGCAUACGAUCCUUACUCCGGCUCUGCUCAAUUCCAAAUCGGUUCGCAAUCGCGAGGGUAUCCCUACCAACACCGUCUAGUCUAUUAAACGAUUCGCCUCUGCUCGACAAACCAAAAAAAAAAACCAAACAAAAGAAAGAAAAAAAGAAACUAACCAAAACUAUCGAGGACUUGUUCGGGGAAACAGCGAAAGGUAACCUAACCUAAACAGUCUAGCACGAGAAAGAAGGUAAACGGAACUGAACGUUUUCGGAUUCACGUAUACGCAACAAAAAAAAAAAAAAAGAAUACACGGUUUCGCAGUCUUUUCGGCGAGCGUCCCUCUCUGACGUCCCCCUUCUUUUUAGCCAUUCUGUCUUUGUUGUGAACAACAGCAAUACGUGCUCGAGAAGCGAAACAAGAAAAGACUACUUCUUACUUUAAGAAACACGGUGCUCAGAAAGACUAUUCACGGUCUACAAGAGCCCGCUGAAGAGACAAUUGUUGCACUAAUUUUCUUCCAACAAGAACUCCCUAAAUAAUUUCUAUUUUUUUUUUUGUUUUUUCGUUAAAUAGAAAUUUCAUUCAGAAAUAUUAACCACAAAAAUCUUCAGACUGUUUUCUAUGAAAGAUCUACCAACGUUGAUCGAGAUUAAGGAGUCACGUGCGAAAUAAAUCGCAGCUUCAGCGCGCUCUUGUACCUUUUUCGCUUUAAACGGUGAAAUUACAGUUUUUAAGCUCCUCGCGCGUGCAACGCCGGGGGCGGUUGAGAACCCCUGGCGAUCACGCCACGACUGAAAUCGUUAAACAAUCGUAGUAUUCGAAUCAAACUACCCUCAAGGCUUGAUUUACGAUUUUUCUGACUGAUAUAAAUGACGAAGAUUAGCUAUUUUCCAUGGGUUAGCUCGUACGGCGUAGACGUAGCAUUCCAUCCGAUAGAUAACAGUAGAAUUUGAAAACGAGACGAGAAAAGAGGGGAGACAGAUUAUUGGCUUUGUUGACCGUAUCAAAAUAUUUAAUAAAUAUUUCUGAAGUUCAUGUUUAAACGCGACUCGCUUCGACCGUUUCGUUCGAUCGCUUCAGCACGCGUAAUUCGUAUUUUAAUCAAACUUUCGUUAACGACACGACUGUACUUCAAUUCUGAUCGCAAUGAGAACUAGGGCAAAGGACCUAAUUACUGUCAUUUGAACGACCAAUUCCAACACAUUGCAUUUUCUUUUCUUAUGAUAUACGUACGAAAAGUUAGGUUAAGUAACACAGACCAUAACGUGUGCAACAGUAAUUCCAAACUCGCGAGACGCUUGAACCAGUCACUGUCAUCCAAACAUUAAACAGAACUACGAUAAUAACCUUUUCUGUAUAACUUUAUAAGGUUUAUUCGGUUUUUAAGUGAAACAGUUUAGAGUGAUAGAUCCGUCGCGAUCACAUGACUUUAUUUACCUGCACUUUGUCUUAACCCUACCAUAUCCACCGACGAUAUACAGAGGACUCAAAUAUUUAUUUACAAUAUAAACUAUGCACUUUUCUUUGAUGCAUUAUUUUUAAAAAUUAGUGAACUAUUUAUGAUUAUAUUCAGUGCUAUUUUUUAAUGCAAUGAUAAAACAGUCUGCAUUCACGAGUUUACCAAUCGAUGGUAAAACAGUGACUUUUUUCUGCAAUCCCAUAUUUAUAACAAAAUAGACUGAUGUGUAUUAAAAAAUAUAUUCGUUGCAUCUAAAUGCGGGCACAAAGUGGUUAAACGGACAAUAGAAUCUUUGUUAGUUUGGAUCAGAUUCGAAGUGAUUUAAAACGUAACAAAUCUCAUCAUUGUAUAUGAUAAAUUAUUGAACAAAGCCUUCUUCCAGUGUUCACGUUGUGAUCAAGACUGAAAUACAACCGAAACGUAAACAAAAUGGAAGUUUUGUCACGAACGAUCGAUCGUACGGAACGAUCCAAUCGAGUCGCGUGUAAUUUUCGAAAUAUUUAAAGAAAGAAAGAUCGAAUGAGAAGAUCGAGGACGAGACUUUUAAUCCGUGGAAGUAAAGAGUGACGAGUGAUUUUAUGGCCCUCGAAUUCAGAACGACAGACGAUGCUCGGAGGGACGUAAUUUCCUAACCUAUCAUUUGUAUUUAGUGUCUGUUAUCAAGAAGCAAGCAGAAACGAUUCAAGUUCGAUCGAAGCUUGUUCAUGAGAUUCGUGUUUGUAUUUCAUCUGUUUGGUUUACUUUGCAAAGACAAAGAGAGAGAGAGAAAGAGAGAAAGUGAGAGAUAGCAGAACAGUGUAUAUCGAGUACCGAAAAUAUCAGUUUGAAUCCAAAGAUACCUUCGAUGUCAAACGCUACGACAUAUCUUUUAUUGGAUUCACACUUUAUAUUCGACGUCCAAUAACAUUCCUCCAUGCUCCUACCAUCAUACUUUAAAUAUAAUCGUCAAUUAAUUUUCUAGCCGUGUACGAUACUAUACGUAUAUGUAUAUUUACGCUAAAUAACUGGCAAAAAUUAAUACGUAACUGUUUGACGAGCAUUUAAUACAUAUCUCGACGAUGUUCACUUUUUCAAGCUGAAUUCUAACCUGGAGGUUCAAGUUUUGUAACUCGAUCUGAAAUCGAGAUCGUGGUUAGGAGUGCUGCUAUUGAUCAUCGAUGUUUUUACACCGAAAAAACAACCUCUCGUCGUCAGCAACAGAUAAAUAAAGAAACUGGAAGAAAUGUUUCACGAAAAGCAGGAAAUUUUCCAACGUCAACAAAAUGUUGCUCGUCUUUAAAAAAAUAUUUAAAUUAAAUUUGUCUUAUCGUUGAUACACUGAAUUUUCUGUAACUUUAUCGAUAGCAGGACCACUAACCUCAGCGAACAUUACCUAUACCACUUCGUGCUAGAUGUAAUAUUUAUCGAACUGCAUCUUAAAUGAUAGCAAAAAUGCCUAUAAAUAUUACUGACCCUAGUUUAUCGAACGAUCAGUAAUGUAUUAUUGUUACUGGACAGUAAUGUACAUUGUGAAUUGGACGGAACUAACCCUAUUAAAUUCAAGCCUGGGAUCGCGCGUUGUUUUGCGUGCGUCGGGUACAUAACCUAUAAAUUGUUAAACACGAUUGUCAUACACAGCAAUCCCUUACCGAAUGAAUUUCUUUUUAAACGCGAAAGACAUUUAUUGGCCAAAAAAUUACGGAAAAAUGAUUCGUGAACUAAGUAAGGGGUUAAAUUCGAAUAUUAAUUUAAAUACAACUGUGUAACUGUACGAUCAGUGUUAAAAGUCGAUAUGCUUUAUUUCCAUUUUAUGAAGAUGUGUUAAUUGUCAAAUUGACGCCCCCAGAGAUGGAUAAUAUUCUUAUCUGGAUCAACGUUUCGAGUGGCAAAUGAAACGUGAACCGUUUGAACGAGAAUUUGUCUCGUCUCGGGUGUUCGUCAGAUUUUCGAAGACACGUACCACAAUGGCUUGAGGGUAAAAGGGUCGAAUGACAUAAAAGUGACUAAAACUAAUUUUGAGCCUCGAUUUUCGCCUCAACUUGCGAGUGUAAAGUGUGAAACACCUUUUACCGAUAAUCCAUCGUCUUACCAUUGUCACUGAAAUGUAACGAAACGAGAAACCGAGGGAAGUACGACCGACGAUUAUUUUCAAUUGAAAACCGAACACGGCCUUCCAUUGCAACAAAAGUUUCCGAGGAGACUGACUUAGCUUUCUUCGUUUCUUCUGUCGUUUCUUUUUCUCUUGUUUCUCGUCGUCCGAUCGGUGCGCUUGAAACGUCGCGUAUGAUUUUGCAACGACGAUAGACAAUUAUAGACGAAAAAAAAAGAAGAAAACAGAGAAACAAAAAAAAAAAAAUAACAAUAUGAUCUCGUGCUUGUUUUGAUUUGAAAAAAAAAAAAAUUAACGCGUUCAUUGGCCUUAACGAACAGAUUUGAAGGGAAGCCGGAGACGUUUUAUUGUUUGCUUGUUAAGACUAAUGAAUAUAGAAAAAGAUUAAAAAAAAAAAAGUAACGAGCGAACGACUGACCCGAUCGACUCGGAAUGAUCGGCGCGGAAAGAAAACCUUUUGUGACUUAAUGCUAUAUAUUUUUGACGAUCGUUUAGCGUGUAAUUAGAUUUACUUCUAGACUAAGUAUUAUCGAGACGAUGAGAAUAAAUUCAGUAUUUAUUAUAUAUGUAAUUAAUGUUACUAUAGAUGACGAGAAGUAUUGAUUACGUAUUGUAUAAUUAAAGGGAAUAUCGAUCAAUCGGGGAUUUGCGUUUCAUUGAUAUCGAUGACGAGGUUUUCAGGAAGUUCGUGUCUUUUAACGAAAGAGCGCGCUAACAUCGAAUCGUAAGAUUAUCGUACAAACGAUAGUCUUCGAACGUCGCUGUUACGGCUUUUAUCGUUAAUACGAUCGAACGAUGCUCCGUUAAACUGUAUAAAACGUUUCGAUCGUAAAAUCUUUCACAAAAAAAAAAAUGCUACUCGAACGUGUCAGUUUGUGACGCGACUGCAAAAUUGUCGAACGGAGCGGAACAAGAUCAUGCUUCGUCUUGUUUUUCGUAAAUACACGCUGUAUUCUUAUUGUAAACUAAAUCUUGGGCAUAUUUUUCCAGUAAAAGAAUUAACGAUCGUUGCUUCUAGACGAUUAAAAGCGCGUCCUUGGAAUGAACGUUAUCGCUGACAUUUGUAACGCUGGGCCACGGAACCAUUUCGAGCAUGGUAAAGCUUAUGAAUCAACGUUUCCCAAACUUUGCACGCGGUAAUGGUUCUCACUCAGCGUGAGGAACUCUACUGUGGUCCGCUGACUCGAAGUCUCGCGUGACUGCGCAGAAGCAAAGGGAGUCGGACCGCCCACUUAUCUAUCUCGCUCUCUUGCUCUCAGGCAGUCCACGCGUGCGCGUAACUGCCGCGACGAAUAGCGAGCUAGAGUACCCCUUCUACUACUUCUCCCGCAUUCCUUCCGCGAGACUUCAAGUCAGCGGAGAACUCUACUUGUUGACGUGUCGACAGCCUUACAGUUUAGUGAGUGAGAACCAUUGGGACUGGCCAGCCUCAACCUAUCGCGCGCACGAUUGCCGUUCUACAGGCGUAACUUUAAACGUUAAUAACUCUUUAACGAAGCCUCAAUCAACAAAUUGGUAUUCUUGAUUUUCGUCUUAUUUUGAUCCCUAGAAUCUCUCAUUGAAAUUUUUUCCCGAGAUGGCCGAACACUUUGCAUACACAUCUUCGGAAACGUCUAUAAAUCUUUAUGUACAUUAAUGGAGUUUUCUUAUGUAUGAAAAUAAAUUUGUUUUUGAUUAUUAAGUGGAUAAAAAAAAUGUGAUAAAAUUAAUAUGAAAAGUUACAAAAUUUAUUUAUUUUGUUCGUUCGACUUGUAAUUGGUAAUUUUUGUUCGUAAACCACAGUUUGGGAAACGCUGCUGUAAAUUUCGAUGAAAAAUCCUAGCAAGCUAUGCAUUAUCGUGGUGAUAAACGUUUCUAAAGUUCUUCUCGUACGAUUAAGAAUCUUUCGUCUCGACGUGCAUUCUUAUUCGAGAUAUGUACCUUUUCUAAACUAUUAUUAAUGCAUAUUCGAUUCUAAACGUGACAAAAUAAAUCGUGUUUCGAUGGUGUUUAAACUUAAAUGA